AUGUCCUUACUUCGUAACCUCAAUGCUAUGGACAUAUUCGACGCACCCUCGUCUGUAUCCUGCGAUGGCUCAGGCAACUCAGACACUGAAGAGGUUGAAGAAAGCUCUAUACAAGGCGAUGGUCUAAAUAUAGCAAAAGCCCCUACUCCAUUUGAUCCAGCUACUGAUCCAGCCUAUUCACUUAUCAACGGGAAAUACGUUAGAAUUGGGCCACGCAACGUCGAGUUCCCUGAUCGUGAAGGGCCCAACCCACGCCGUUCUAAUAGUAAAUCUCCACACCCACGUUACCCAACCCCAAAUGGGACACCUGUCUAUGAAAAUAAUGCUGUCCCUACCAGCCACGCGAACGGAACAGAAGAAGAGGCUGCACGAUUCAACGCACAGAAUGAAGACAUGCUGAAAAACAACUUUAUCGAUCCAUCUCUCAUUACCACCCCGACGGAUUUAUUCAUGAAUUCACCAUUGAUCACAUCGGCAAACGAUCCCACUCAAAUUAGCACCCCAGCCGCAACACUACCCAGCUCUCCUGUCCCAGGGCCUGGGGGUUUGAAACCAAAAGCACCUGCGAAGGGAAAACGUGGCGCUGGCUCUAAAAAACAGGCACCGACACGUCCUGCUCGUACAGCCAAGGCCAAAACGGGAGGAAAGAAAGCUGGGGGCACAGGAUCGGGAACGGGCUCUGGUAUGGGUAAAGGAAAAGGAAAAGGGACUGGUGGGAAAGGGAGAGGGGAAACGAUUUAA
This is a messenger RNA of Arthroderma uncinatum, 741 nucleotides long. RefSeq lists its product as uncharacterized. The transcript has 2 exons. The coding region runs from base 1 to 741 and encodes 246 amino acids. The record is from RefSeq and is a predicted model, not a curated record. Lineage: Eukaryota; Fungi; Ascomycota; Eurotiomycetes; Onygenales; Arthrodermataceae.